GUCCUUGGAACAGUAUCAUUUCACGCUGUGUUGUAUGAUUUUGCAUAAAAAAUUGGAAGUACUUUCGGACACACUUGGCUGAAGGUUUACUUACAUUCUAAUUGUGACUGUCUACACGAUUUUUAAUUAAUCUGGGCUUUAAACGUUCGUGUAAACUGAAGCGGAAACGAAACAUUACUUGUGGUGACGUGAACGACCAGAAAAAUCACAAAUUGUUUGUGUUUAUGGUGUAAAAAUAUCACUUAUUUUAUGAACGGACAUAAAUAUUGUUUACUGUGACUUAAUACUCCUAUGUGGACUUGUAACGCUGCAAUCGGAAUACUCUGGUGAAGAUGCUACUGGACGGAAGUUCACCAGAUAUGCUAGCACAACAAUCCAAGGUGUUGUUCGAACUGAACAAGUAUUGCAAUGAAAGAGUGGCAACUAGACAAAGUGGAGUUGUUAAAACCAUCCGUGAGGUAUGCAAGGUUGUUCAAGACGUUCUCAAAGAAGUAGAGGUACAGGAACCUCGGUUUAUUAGUAGUUUAAAUGAAGUAAAUGGACGAUAUGAAGGGUUAGACGUAAUAUCGCCAUCAGAGUUUGAAGUUGUGUUAUACCUAAACCAAAUGGGAGUGUUCAAUUUUGUUGACGAUGGUACAAUACCCGGGUGUGCAGUUUUAAAGCUAAGUGAUGGAAGAAAGCGUUCAAUGUCAUUAUGGGUGGAGUUCAUAACGGCGUCGGGGUAUCUGUCUGCCCGAAAGAUCAGGUCACGGUUUCAAACUUUGGUUGCGCAAGCUGUUGACAAAUGUAGCUACCGGGAUAUAGUCAAAAUGGUGGCGGACACGACUGAAGUAAAACUGCGGAUUAAAGAACGUUACGUUGUUCAAAUCACGCCGGCAUUCCGUUGCGGGGGUAUCUGGUCACGUAGCGCUGCACACUGGCCUGUGCCACACGUGCCAUGGCCGAAUCCAAACCUUGUUGCAGAAGUCAAAACAGAGGGAUUUGACCUCCUUUCAAAAGAAAGCAUUUACAUGAAGGAUAAACAGAGUGCAGCUGAAGGAGACGCUUGGUCAAUGUCAUUCAAAUAUGCCGAGGACCGACUUCUGUACGGUGGGUGCCGUCGAAAAUGUUUGAGCAUUCUUAAAGCGUUUAGGGACCGACAUUUCGACGUACCUGGUCAACCAAUUGUGGCGUAUCACCUAAAAACUUUGUUACUUUAUGAAUGUGAAAAACAUCCACGAGAAAUUGAAUGGGACGAUACCUGUUUAGGGGACAGAAUCAAUGGGAUCUUGUUGCAACUUAUCUCAUGUCUACAGAACCGACGUUGUCCGCAUUAUUUCCUGCCAAAUGUGGACCUGUUUAAGGGAAAGUCUACAACUGCCAUGGACAAUGCUGCCAAACAAUGUUGGAGGGUGCUUAGAGAACUUCUCACAAAUCCAAAAAGCUUAGAAAAAUUAUGAACACAUGAUGGUCACAAAAUAGUGAACUGAACGCUGUUCUAUCGUGACAAGACGAUGUCUUCAAAAAGUGCUAUAAGAGGAAGUUUCUUAUAUAUAGUGUCAGUUACGGAAGUAUUUAUUUCCUUAAACAUUUUAUGAUUCCGUGAAGGAGUUAAAUAACUUCACUGUAAGUGUUCUAUAUUAUCAAUUUUCACAACUGGCCAAAAAUGCUGGCAUUUUGUAAGCAAUGUAUUUCAAGUGGAAUAUGUACGUUUCACCCAUCUGUUUAAUCUUUUACUGAAAUAAUAACUUUACCAAAGAUUAUUAAAUAUUAUUUUGUUAAAUAAACGAGAACAUGUGUUGCGUAUUUACAUAGAAGACUAGUCCGGUACUCGUACAUUUUUCAAGCAUCUGAUCUUAAGAAAUUCAAGUUCCAAAUGGUGAAUCAUUAUCCAAGUUUGCAUUAACUUUUAACUUUCUCAUCGAAAUGACCGAUAUGCCUAGAAAUGUCCUGAAAUAAUUUGAUGCAAAACACUGAAAAUUUAAAUGCAAAGUUUUGGAAUGCGUUACAAAACAAACACAAAAGUUUUAAAGCUGUUUAACGCUUUAAACCCGUCAAGCACUUGACAUUUAUAACGGAAAAGGGGAAUGUCUUUCAAAGUUUUAAACAUUUGGUAUACAUCAAGUUUUGGGUUAAUGAAACGCGUAUAUAAAUAAUUGUACAAUAAUGUCGCUUUAAGCCAAAAUGGCAUAAAUGUUAAUAGUUGGAACUAACUGUUCAGUGACUACUAUUUUUUUUCAAUGAAUAUUUAUUACUCAUAUAAAGCUCGAAAAGCCAUGUAAUGAUGUGUUUUAAAAUUAUGAAUUGUUUUACAGCCUGUAAAUAAAAUUUCAUUUUCAAAACAGCUUAUAAAAUUUCAAAAGGAGGGACAGCGACAUACAAUAGCAUUUGCCCUAUCAAAAAAAAAACAAAUAAAAUAAAAAAAAAGUGGUGCUACGUUAUUUAAUAAGGUGGGACAGUGUACCGUACAACCAACAUGCUUAAAAAUUUCUGACAGGAGCUUUUGAAUAUUAUGUAUAAGGCUAUAUAUUCAUAUUUCUCUUCUUUUUUUUUUUAAGAGGAAACUUUUCAAACUUGACACUUUAAAGUACACCAAUUUCAAAAAUCCUGAAAUUUGAUGAUAAAUGAAUUUGUUAUCGAGUCAGCAUUAUUGUGUUUUUUGAUUCCAAUUGUUAUAUCUAUGGUCUACUUAAUGAUCAAACUUUCAGUAUUUUGAUUGUAUGUUUUCAUUUCGAGAAAAAAUUAAAUAUUGUAUAUUUAUUAUGAAUGAAUAAAAAUUUGUUCACGUUGAA
This is a messenger RNA of Mercenaria mercenaria, 2771 nucleotides long. RefSeq names its product protein mab-21-like 2. Lineage: Eukaryota; Metazoa; Mollusca; Bivalvia; Venerida; Veneridae. The record is from RefSeq and is a predicted model, not a curated record. The transcript has a single exon. Bases 333 to 1439 code for a protein of 368 amino acids.